Caenorhabditis briggsae is the source of this 168-nucleotide messenger RNA. Lineage: Eukaryota; Metazoa; Nematoda; Chromadorea; Rhabditida; Rhabditidae. The coding region runs from base 1 to 168 and encodes 55 amino acids. The record is from RefSeq and is a predicted model, not a curated record. The transcript is spliced from 2 exons.
AUGACACAUAUGCGGAAACACCACAUUCUCCUCUCAGCGCCUCCAAAGGCCAAGGGUGUAACAAUAAAUUCGGACGUUGAGCAAAAGAUCAUAUUCAAAGCCAUGAAAAAGAUGGUGGACGAGAAGUUGAACAGAGUGACGGAAGAAAGUAUGGAAAAUUUCGAGUAG